AAUCUAUUGACGGUUCUAGACUUCUAGGUAAGCAUUUUGAUACCAAUUAGUCAGUAUCAAGACAUUUGAUGAUAUAAUAACCUUUGCAAUAAUCUUUAUUUGACUUGAACACCUUUUAUGUGCCAAAGAUGAGAAAGUGAUACAGAAAAUCACAAACCACCCAUUCUGCCACAGUCGACUGCAACUGUAUCAUACCUACAAACAUAUAAAAAUCCAACAUCAUACUAAAGGCAACACCGUUUAAUGUCACUGUCAAAUCUAUUUCGUCUAUGUUACUGCUUAAGAGAACUUGUGGUUGAGAUCUCAAAAUGUUAUGUGCUAGUACUACCAAUUAAGAAAAAAGUAGUACUAAAGCCGAAAAUAUAAUACCACCACAAUCAAAACCACAUAUCACUCAUACACCGCAAUGGAAUUAUGUAACCAUUUAUGAACCAAGAUAAGUCACCCCAAAGUCGAGAAACCGUUGACAAAACUUCCUUAGACUAAACUCAAUCCCAUACACCUACACGGGAUCAAACUACAAAGUCUCCUUAAUCUUCUAGUGUAGGAUGCUGACCAGAAAAUAGAAUGAAUGAGUGGUCCACUUUGAAGCUGAGUUAAGGUAAUAUGAGUUGUAAAACAACUUGAAUUGAAAACAUAACUCAAUAGAGCGUCACUUUGAAGCUGAAUUAAGCUAAUACAAGUUAUGACGAAAAAGUUACCACAACUUUUAAAUCAGGUGAUUCUCAACUUAUUCGGUUUGAACAUAUGGUAUUUUAUUGAAGAUUCCAAUCAAAAUAGGAUGAAACAAGUUGUAAAAGUCCUUGAUUUAGAAACAUAACUCUAUAGAACAUCACUUUAAAGUUAAUUAAGCUAAUAUAAGUGAAAAUGAAGAAUUUAUCUCACUUUCAAAUCAGAUGGUUCCUUACUUACUAUGUCCAAACACAUAGUUGUAUAGCCAACAUUAUCAGUAUGUAACUUAAUUUGAGUCAGGAUAAUUGUUUACGGUGGUUUUCCCUUUUUAGUUUUGGUUAUUUUCAUUGGUUUAUGAUACAAACAUGCUUCGAGCAAUGAAACAUUUUCAUUUGCAAUAGGUAUUUACUUAAAAACAAAACCUAAUAAGAACCGAUCCAAAACCAAACAAAAAUGUUACAUGCACAUAUGUGAAUCUAAAGGUUCGUAUAUCUCAAAAACCUGGAACUGAAAAGAACCAAUUCAAACCCAAACCAAAACUCAGGUAUCCAUGACUAACUCAUAUAAAGUUUAACCAACUGAAAUAUUGAUUAAUUUGGAUUGGUUUACCCACCGUACGUCCCUAAUUUCAUCAACACCAUGCUAAUUUGAUUUUGAAUAACUUUUAUAUGCAUACUGUCUGUAUUAUAAAAAUUGUUCUCUUUUUCAGUUUCCAAUUAAAAAAAGUCUCUAUCUACUGAAAGAUAUUGAGACGUAAACUAAGAUUUGAACUAAUAUGUUCAUCUUUUAUUUAUUAAUUUUGAAUUAAAUAUAUUUUGACUUUCUCUUUAACACCUUACAUAAACAUUUUAAAUUUUAGAUAUAUUUUUUUCUUCUGCUAUUUUUUAACUAUACUUUAUGGCUAUUUUUAAAAAAAUAUUUUUUCUUUAACAAAAAAAAAUAUUUUUUUAACAUGUAAAAAUAAAGCGUGUUAAAGUAUUCUGAAAAUAUUUUAAAUUUUAAACUACAUCUCAUUUCUAGUUUCUCAUGCAAAGAGAAAAAACAAUUCUUAUAUGUUUCUAAAUACGAUUGUGCUUGUUAUAUAACUCUGAUUUUUUUCUAGUAUAUAUCAAACCAACAUAAGUAUAACUCUGAAAUUAAAUAAAAAAUGCAAAGUCUCAAAAUUCAAAAUAAAUCAGAAUCUAAAAUGUACAUACCUUAAAAUCCACUAGAAUGUGUUGUUUACUCUCAAUGAUAACAUUCAAAAUUUGAAAUCUCAUUUCUUAGAACAAAACAUAUCUAGUAUAUAUUACUUAUACUAAAAACAAAAAACAAAUCAUAUGAAACAAAAAAAAACAUGAUAUUUUCUCGUGACAUUUUCACAAACUUCGACAAAAGACAAAGUACUAAAUGAGAAAUAACAACGACAAAAGGAAUUUUAAAAUAAAAAACAAAAGGAAUAAAAAUAACCAACCCCUUUCUCUCUUCCCACUUCUCUACACCUCAUAGUUUUGCUUUGCUCCAAUAUCUCACACAUUUGGUGAACAAAACAAUUAUCACUUACUUGCAGUUGUUCACCCUCUCUCUCUCUUAUCCCUCUAUUGUAUGAAUACAAAUAUUUCAUAAGCAUCUCUUAUCUCUUCUAUUCUAUGAAUCCACAGUUUUCAUAAGCAUAAGAAAAACCCAAGAACUCAAAACCAUGACUUCCCACAGAAGGAACCUCUCCAAUCAUUUCAUCUUCCAUCUUCUUCUUCUUCUCCUCCCUACCCUACUCCAAGCUCUUAACACCGAUGGUGUCCUCUUGCUCUCAUUCAAAUACACCAUCACCAGUGACCCUCUCUCCGUUCUACGAAACUGGAACUACGACGACGAAACACCAUGCUCCUGGACAGGUGUUACCUGUACAGAGCUUGGGAGUCCAAACACUCCAGACAUGUCUAGAGUCACAACCUUGGCACUUCCCAACAAACAGCUUCUGGGUUCUGUCUCUCCAAGCUUGUUUUCAAUCCCAAAUCUAAGAAUCUUGGACCUCUCCAACAAUUUCUUCCACGGGUCACUCCCGGAUUCACUCUCCAACGCUACUCAGCUUCGUGUUCUGUCCCUCGGUAACAACAACGUUUCCGGUCAAUUGCCUGAGAGCAUCACCAGCGUGGCGACUCUCCAGCUCCUGAAUCUCUCAGCUAACGCCUUCACCGGAAAAAUCCCUCAAGAUCUCCCACUUCUCAAGAACUUGACAGUUCUUGAUCUUUCCUCGAAUCAUCUAGACGGAUCUCUUCCUCAGGAUUUACAAGGAACAAGUCUCCAUUACCUCAACUUAUCACACAAUCAAAUAUCCGGAGACAUUUCUCCAACGUUCGCUCAGAAAGUUCCACCGACCAUCAUUCUCGAUAUCUCAUUCAACAAUCUUACAGGACCAAUCCCAAGUACCCCACCGAUGCUUAACCAAAGGGCAGAGUCUUUUCUCGGUAAUCUAGGCUUGUGUGGUCAGCCGUUGAAGACCCCUUGUUCAAUCCCUUCCACACUUUCGGACCCACAAAACAUCUCCGACACAACUUCACCAGCAAUAGCGGUCAUGCCGAGGUCUUCCUCGCCUCCAACAAACCCUUCACCAGAUUCACCACCAAACCAAAGCAAACUAAAACCAACCACAAUCGUAGGAAUCACAGUUGCUGAUAUCGCCGGUCUAGCCAUCAUAGCCAUGAUCAUCCUCUACGUAUACCAGCUGAGGAAACGCAGAAGCUACCAGGAGUACAGCACUUUCAAAGUCUUGAAAGACUGUCUGGAGAAAAACGACACUUUAUCCAUAAAGAAAGAACUGAAACAGAGUGUUUUCGCCUUGGAGGUCACGAAAUCUCCAGCUGCUAAACCGAGGUGGAGCUCGUGCCUAACCGGAAGGUACGACGAGACGUCCUCGGAGAGCGACGUAGAGAACCAGAAAACAGUUGAGGCGUUGAAACGCAGCGGUGAAACUCAACUAGUGACCGUCGACGGAGAGACGAAGCUGGAGCUGGAGACUCUACUGAAGGCGUCGGCUUACGUGUUGGGCACGAGCAGAGGAGGCAUUGUGUAUAAAGCGGUGUUGGAGAACGGCGCGGCGUUUGCGGUGCGGCGGAUCGGAGCGGAGAGCUGCACGGCGGUGAAGUUGAAGGAGUUCGAGAGAGAGGUUCAGGGUAUCGCUAAGCUUCGACACCCGAAUCUCGUUAGGGUUAGGGGGUUUGUUUGGGGGAGAGAAGAGAAGCUUCUCAUCUCUGACUACGUCCCAAAUGGAAGCUUGCAUUGCUCAUCCAUCUACUCAAAAUCAGGGUCGUCUUCUACAUCUUCGCCAAACCCUCUCUCGUUCAAGGCACGGGUCAAGAUAGCAAGAGGCAUAGCUCGAGGAAUCGCCUACAUCCAUGACAAGAAGCACGUGCAUGGCAACAUCAAACCCAAUAACAUCCUCUUUGACUCUGAGUUUGAGCCAAUUAUUACAGAUACAGGCCUCGACCGUUUAAUGACUCCAGCCCAUUCACUCAUCGCUGGCCCAGCAUCAGGCUCACAUCACCAUCCACCAGAAUGGUCUACAAGCGAGAAACCAAACCCCAGAUGGGACGUUUAUUCUUUUGGUGUUAUCUUUCUGGAGCUUCUCAUGGGUCGAGUUUUCUUGGUCGAUCGAGACUUUGUUCGAGAAUCUGAAGUCGAUGAGAAAACUUGGUUCUUGAGGUUGGUCGAUGGGACAAUCAACAGUGACUUGGCUUACCACGAGGAUGAAGUGGUUGCAUGCUUUAGGUUAACCUAUGGUUGUGUCUCUUCCUUGCCUCAGAAGCGACCGUCCAUGAAAGAAGUUGUUCAAGUCCUAGAGAAAAUAUCUGUUUAGUUGUUUACUUAUUCAAUGUAGAAAGUAUAAAUUUGGUCCAUCUUUAAAUUUGUUUGUCGCUAUUUUUCCUUUAAACAUUUUUAUUCUUAUUAAGUAUUUUGCUUGUUGCUUAACUUUGUUAAUUAUAAAAUAUUUCUGUUUUUUAAGCA
Molecule: messenger RNA, 4653 nt
Organism: Brassica rapa (field mustard)
Lineage: Eukaryota; Viridiplantae; Streptophyta; Magnoliopsida; Brassicales; Brassicaceae
Product: receptor protein kinase-like protein At4g34220
Biological process (GO): protein phosphorylation
Molecular function (GO): protein kinase activity; ATP binding; protein binding
Source: RefSeq, a predicted model, not a curated record